Molecule: messenger RNA, 5549 nt
Organism: Cyanistes caeruleus (blue tit)
Lineage: Eukaryota; Metazoa; Chordata; Aves; Passeriformes; Paridae
Source: RefSeq, a predicted model, not a curated record
AUAUCAAUAGCAACCUUAAAAUGUUUGAUCACGUCCUUAAGGUUCCAGAAAGGACAACCUCGAAAUUCUACAGCAGGGAUCAGCCUGGCCCUCAGAGAUGCCUUUCAAGUAAUACUCAUCAGUCAUCCCCUGGGGGACAUGCUCUGAAGCUGAACAGUAGCAGCAGCACUCCUGGCACCAAGCAGUGGGAGAUGGGAUCUCAUCAGAGCAGCUGGUCAACCUCAGGGAAUCCAGGACUUGCCAAGGCAGAGAAUGUUUUGUCCCAGAACCACAUGCAGUUGCAUCAGAAGCCUGAAAAAGUUUCUCAUCCAGGCCAGAUUGCAAGUCCAGGCUCCUUUGCCAAGGUGAAGGACAGUGCCAACUCCUUGUUAAAAGCAGCAGACUAUUCCUCCUCCAGUGAUGAAGUCAGCAGCAGCAGCAGCAGCAGCGAUGAAGAGGACACAAACCACACAAGGCAACUGCUAAGCGGCAGAAUUGCAGAUUUCUCAAGGACAAGGGUACCAGAUGGAAUUGAACUGAAACCCCAAAGCACCGUGGCAGAACAGAAGGAUCAGAUUUUAGUGAAACAAAUUCCAAACACCCAAGAAGGCCUUUGGAGCAUAAACAAUCAGAACUAUCUCCUGCCAGAUCUCCUCCAGCAAAGCCAAAUUACAGAUUCCUCUGUGAACCCGCCACAAGUGCCACUGACUUGCCAGGAACCUCAAAACAAACCUCUGACAAAGAGCCCAUGUGCUGAAAGCCCACCUGCCAAGAGCAGUACAUCCUCCACAACAUCCUUCACAUCAUUCAUAGAUCCAAGACUUCUGCCAAUCACCCCUCCCACCAGUCCAGUAGGACCUUCCUGUAGUUCUCCAUCUAGUGCCAAACCUGAGCCUGUCAGGAGGGAAAAUGCAAGGAAGGGCUCCGUUGUCAAUGUCAAUCCAACCAAUAUCCGCCCACAAAGUGACAGCCCAGAAAUCCGUAAAUACAAGAAGAAAUUCAACUCUGAGGUCCUGUGUGCUGCUCUGUGGGGAGUAAAUUUAUUGGUGGGAACAGAGAAUGGAUUGUGGCUGCUGGACAGAAGUGGGCAAGGAAGAGUUUAUACGCUGAUUACAAGGAGACGGUUCCAGCAAAUGGAUGUUCUGGAAGGACUUAAUGUGCUAAUUACUAUAUCAGGGAAGAAGAAUAAAUUGAGGGUGUAUUACUUGUCAUGGUUGAGAAAUAAAAUUUUGCGCAACGAUCCAGAGGUGGAGAAGCGACAAGGCUGGGUGUCUGUGGGUGACCUAAGGAAUUGUUCUUCUUGUAUUACAGUAAAAUAUGAGAGAAUCAAAUUCCUUGUAAUCGCUUUGAAAAACUCAGUGGAGGUUUAUGCUUGGGCUCCAAAGCCUUAUCACAAAUUCAUGGCUUUUAAGUCCUUUACCUCACUUCAUCACAAACCACUGUCAGUUGACCUGACUGUUGAAAAUGGGCAAAGACUAAAGGUCAUAUAUGGCUCAGUAGUGGGAUUUCAUGCCAUUGAUGUGGACUCUGGAUCUGUGUAUGACUUGUACCUUCCAACACACAUCCAGGGGACAAUUCGCCCACAUGCCAUUAUCAUCCUCCCGAACACCAGCGGCAUGGAGCUCCUGCUCACCUAUGAAGAUGAAGGCAUCUACAUUGAUAUAUAUGGGCAUUUCACAAAGGAGACUGUUCUGCAGUGGGGAGAAAUGCCAGCAUCUGUAGCUUACCUUCAGUCCAAUCAGGUCAUGGGCUGGGGAGAAAAAGCAAUUGAACUGCGCUCUGUGGAAACAGGAAAUCUGGAAGGAGUAUUUAUGCACAAGAAAGCACAGAAGCUAAAAUUUCUAUGUGAAAGAAAUGACAAGGUGUUCUUUGCUUCUGUACAGUCAGGAGGCAGCAGUCAAAUAUACUUUAUGACUCUUGGUCAAAAUGUACUAUUCAACUGGUAAAGCACAUCAAAAUGAAGAAAAUGAAAAAUUCCCUAUAGGUAACAGUGUAAAAUUCUCAGAGGUAAUACACACAAAUUUGCACUUCUUACCUACAAAAAUGUCAUUAUUAACUUAUCAAAAUUCAUAUUCUUUCAGUCUGGAAAGAAUUCCAUUUUCCUGUUGAAGUAUUGCAGACAUGUUUAGUUUGUGUCUCAAAGCAUGUUGCAAACAAAGAUUGUAUUAGGAGACUUCAGUGAAGAAUGUAGCCAAUAUAAGAAGCUCCUGUACUCUGAAGAAUGGACAGUUUCACAGAUGAUGUAAUGUUGGUAUCUUGAACCGAAGUCACUUUUUAUGGACAGCAACAGCUGUAGGUAGAUACAAAAAUACAGUUGGAAUCUAUUUUGAAUUGGGUUUGGACUCAUUUUGCAGUUUAAGCAAGGUGUUAGUGUGUCACUGAGAUGAACUUGAAUGACUUAUCCAAGUCUUACAGCAGUGAAAGAGCAACAGCCUGUGGUGGCUUGAGGGAUCCACCCUCCUUGGACCUUGAGGAAUCAUCCCCUGUGCUGGGUGAACAGGUGUGUUUCAGUAGAGUUAUAAAAAUAGUUAAUGCUGAACAUGUGCCCCAUCUGGGAUUUUUAUAAAUGCAGGGAGGGGACAGACCUUGUGUUUCUCUCAGGAUGCCUGAGCCUAUAGACACAGUUACUGUAGGAUGUAUUGUAAAAACAGUUAAAUAGUCAAAAUCAUAGAUGCAUAAAGCAUUAUGAAAAAGAACCUCUAAGUUUUAUUCACACCUGGGACCCGCACUCAUAUGAAUUGAUUUAAAGGCACUACCCAUGUAUAUAAAUAAGGGCACAAGAGCAGGCACUUUCUUUUCUUCCUUCUUGCUCUUUCACAUAAGUCUUUAUGUACGUGUGUAAAUAUAAUCUUUAAACAAUGGAUGUUAAGAUUAACAAAUGUAUUCUUAAUAUAGUUAUGAAAAUAUCCAAAGAGUUAAUCUAUUAUAAAUAGAAAAUAUAAAUAAUUCCAGGUGCUUUCUAUGCUAAUUACAUCUAAAUAAAGCUGUGUCUUCUAGCGUUAUUGGUGCCAGUGUUUCUGCAUAAACUCUGUUCUCAGGGGCUUAUAAGUUGGCCAUAAAACUAUAGAGAUAUAAUAUAUAUAUUAUAUAAUCAUAUACUAUGAUUCAGUUGUAGGGUUUAAUGUAAUCCUUAUGUAGCUGAUUUUUGGAUGUGCUUUGAAAAUGUAAAGCAUCAAAUGUAAUACAAAAGAGCUCAUUCCAGACAUGAUACAGUAGGGAUAACGCUGUGGGCAAAAGUGAAAUCACUAGUUCCAGUGCUUGAAAACAGGUAUUUUUACUUGAAAUAUUUGAUACUGAAAGGUGCAGGGAAAGUGUGUUGGAAUGUCUGGUCGUCUACCUCAAGGAUGAUGGUUCUAUGUUAACUAAGAGGGCAGAAAGAGUGUUGUUGGAUGUGGUAGCUGCACUGUCCAGUACGUCAGUUCAGGUGCUGACAGUGAUGCUGUGACUGACAGGCGCUCAGAACUGCUGUCCCUGUGUAUGUCAGCAGGGAAUCAAACUAGGGGCUAAUCACCUUUCCCUGUGCUCCCUGUGCUGGCAUCUCACUGCUGCAGGCACAUCAGAGGUGCCUGCACUGUUGCUGUUACGUUUCUGGCUAUAUGGAGGACUGUACUUUCCAAAGUUACUAACCUAGCACUUUUCACAGGCACUAGCUUAUCUCAAAAUGUAUAGUGUUUUUUAAUGAAGUAUUUUCCUUUUAAAUGUUUAACUAACAGAAAAAUAAGCCUAAAGCCAUACUAAAAAAAUGCAGUUAAAUACUCAAAGUGGUUCUUAGUGUAUGUGAGUAAUUAUCUUGUGUGAAGACUUGAAACCUGAAUGGAAAGUGCUUGGGCAGAACUGUGUGACAACAGGAGCUCUGUCUGGUUGUAGCAAUUUUCCUGCCUGUUGCCAGGGCCUGGCUUGGCUCCCUGUGCUGCUGAACAGUUGGGCUCAUUGCAUUUGACUCACAGAACAAACAAUGGGGUGGGGGGAAUAAAAAACAAACAAACAACAAAAACAAACCCCAAAGUCUGUAACAGAACCAGAGAUGAACAUUACAAUUACUAGCAAAAAGCAAGUUGCAGACAAUCAACUUAUCAGCAACUUACUUGCUUUUGACUUAAAAGUCUAAGAGACGGUAAAGGGAGAGCUUUCAUUUUGCACACAGUAGGUGUUGCAAAACUUGCAAAGCUGCUCAUGCUAUAAGUAAUCAGUGAUCCAGGCUGCCUUGUAAUAUUUUUAAUGUGUGCUUAUCUCAGCAGCCUCUGCAUUACAGAGGAUGCAUGUGAAUUUUUUCCCUCCCCUGUUGUGGUGUCAACAGGUAGGAGGCUGAUAUUUUCCUGAUGCUAGCAAAGAACAGUAGGAAUUUAUAAUAACAACCCAUAUCAACAGAUUAAAGAAGCAAAUGUAAUCAGAUUUGUUUAAGUUUACUGUAGCAGAAAAUCGUGACAAUAAGUUGACACGUGACACAAUAAGCUGUGAAGAAGUUUAACUCCAUGCUAAAAGGGAAAAAACCCAAACAACCCCAAGUUCAAGAAAGGGAAUAUGCACUAUUACAUUUGGAUUGUAAUUAUUCAUUCUGUUUCCCUCUAUUAGCUCUUUCUUCUUUCUAGUUACAAUUCAAGGCAGUGAGCUGGAUUUUCGUCUUCUAUUCACUAUAGAAAAACCAUUCAAAAUUUUCCAUACGUAAUUAUGGAAAGCAUGAGGCACCUAGAGGUGAAUGCUUUUGAAGGAUUUAGAAGUGGUAUUGCAAAUAGCAAUAGCAAUUGGAUGCAACAAAGAGAAACUUGUGGGACUGUCUCUCUGUCAAGAGAUAGUCAGAAUGGCUGCAGAUGAGAAAGAGCCCAGAGAUGUUGAAAACAACUGAAAAAAGGGGAAGUGACUGAAGAGGAGGGAAAAGCUGAAGAAAAUAAAUAAGAAUAACUAAAGGGGAGGGAGUGGAUGUCUGGCACAGCAUAUUGCUGUAGGAGGAAUACAAAAGAUUAAAAGAUGUUAAGGAAAAGAAAGCAGCUAAAGAAAUUGAAAGGUACCUGAAAUGAUUGAGGAGAACUGAAUGAGGGAGUCUUUUGAAUAACUGUUCAGCUCAAAGCAAAAGUACAAAGGCCAGAAGAAAAAAAUUCAGUAACCAAGGUUAUCCAGACCUAGUUUUAACUAUGCAAAAUAUAUAUCAGAUUUGUAAUUACAUUUUGUGAGGUGUUUUCACUAGCUGUACCCUUUCACUAACUUUUAAAACCAAGGAGUGAACUGCUUAAUGUGUUUUUCUAGUGAUGUCACUUUGACAUGAAAAAAUGCUACAGGGGCAGAAUGUUAAGGAUCCAUGUCAUUAACCCUUUGGUACAUGCAGUCUCCUGCAGGUGGUGCUCAUAAUGUUGCAUUUGCCACACAAGGUUGUGCUAAUGCUGCAGCAAUGUAGAACUGUGUGUAUGUGCCUGCUUUCAUUUUAGGCAUGGUGAACUCUCUUCUGCAGCCUGAACCUUGGCACAUGACUUUAGAACCUGGGAACCAUGCAAGUUAUGUACUGUACACUAUGUAUUUUUCUCUAAUGUUGAAAUUGUACAAUUGAAACAGUAAUAAAAAUACUCUGAAAGUCAAAA